Messenger RNA from Protobothrops mucrosquamatus (brown spotted pit viper), 1395 nucleotides. RefSeq names its product probable G-protein coupled receptor 21. The coding region runs from base 1 to 1395 and encodes 464 amino acids. NCBI's taxonomy places the organism in Eukaryota, Metazoa, Chordata, Lepidosauria, Squamata, Viperidae. The transcript is spliced from 2 exons. Gene Ontology annotation, cellular component: membrane. Gene Ontology annotation, molecular function: G protein-coupled receptor activity. The record is from RefSeq and is a predicted model, not a curated record. Gene Ontology annotation, biological process: G protein-coupled receptor signaling pathway.
AUGGCCUCAGGCAGCCCCUUCGGUGCCAUCUUGCUGCUGCUCCUGGCUUUUACUCUCCUACAGGAGACCUGGCCAGAGGCCAUGACUCCUUUGGCCGGAGGGCCUCGGCUGUCAGGCCCUGGGCAGGAGAGGUUUCGGGAUGCACAGGGAAGGAACAAAGGCAGGGGAGGGGGGCCCAUCCUGAGUGGGGAGGGAGGCCUCCAUAUCGGCAAGGGGACACGGCUGACAACGGUGCAGGACCCUCGGGACAAGACCAAGCCAGCUUGGCUGCACUCCCCAUGCCUCCUGGACCCUUGUGGCCAGCCACCAUAUUGUCAGACCUGGCUGGUAAAAGUGACCCUCCUGGGGGUCCUGGGGGUCCUGGUCAUGGGGGGCAAUGGGCUGGCUAUUGUGGUGCUGGCCUCCACGGUGUCCGGCUGGAACCACAGCAGUCGCUUCAUGCUGCUCUCGCUGGCUGCCUCGGAUGCUGCCCUGGCUGUGCUGGUGGUGCCCCUCAACCUGUACCGGAGUCUGACGCUGGGGCCAGCGGCCCCCGAGGAUGCUGCGGGAGAAGAGGCUGCCUCCUGCCGGGUGGUGGCCUUCAUCAACUCCAGCCUCUUCGGGGCCUCCCUCUACUCCCUGGCCGGGGUCUCCCUGGAGCGCUACGUGGCCGUCUUCUUCCCUCUCCACUAUGGUCGCCUCCUGAGCCCCAGACGGGUGCUUUUGCUCAUCUUGGCUGCCUGGCUCCUGCCUGCCCUCCUCCUGCUGCCACUAGCUAUCCCAUCCCCUGUGGCCAUGCUCCAGGUCCGCUUUUCUGCUGCUGCCCUGCUGUGUGAGCCGGACUAUGGCUCCAACCCCUUCUACUCCCUCUGGAUCGCCGGCACCAUCUUCUGCCCAGCUGCUACCACCAUCGCCUUCACGAAUGUGCGCCUGUGGCUGGUGGCCCGCUCGCAGCGCCAGCGUGGAAAGGACCCGGGCUUGCUGGGAAAGGCAGGGCGGCCCAAGAGGCCACGGAUGCUCCAGCUGGAUGCUGCCGCCCGAGUGUUGCUCCCGGUUGUGUUUGCCUUCUUCGUCUGCUGGGCCCCUUGCAUUGGCACCCUUGUGUACAACUCAAUCACCCAGGAAAGAGUCCCUGACUGGCUGGAAUUUAUUGCUUUGUGGCUCCCCAUUGGCAGCGGCUUCCUCAACUGCUUUGUCUACUUCUGGGUCAACAGGAACUUCCGGCACAAAGUCCAGAAGGUUGGACAAAAGCUCUGCUUGCCCUGCUGUCUAACUGAGCAGGACCUGCGGCCGCAGCACCUCCCCAGCAUCUCAGCUAACGUGAGGAUGGAUUGUGAGCCCCCCGGCCUUUCCCCAGACGGCUCCCUUGGUGGGUCUCCUUCCAGCGAUGGCCUCCCUCUUGCCCGGCAUGGCUAA